AUGCCUCGGACAGCACCGCUCCCGGGGUCCGCCGCGCCUGCGAGCAGCAUGGCCCGGAUUAGGUACCUCCGCGCGGCUGUCUCGGGCUUUUAUCUGUGGGAAGCUGCGCUACUUCUCAGCUUGGUAGCCACAAAGGAAACGGACAGUGCAAGAUCUCGUAGCAUGCCAAUGUCACCAUCGGAUUUCCUGGAUAAGCUAAUGGGUAGGAUGUCAGGCUACGAUGCAAGGAUCAGACCAAAUUUCAAAGGUCCUCCAGUUAAUGUCACAUGCAACAUAUUUAUAAACAGCUUUGGGUCCAUUGCAGAGACAACCAUGGAUUACCGAGUGAACAUCUUUCUCCGUCAGAAUUGGAAUGAUCCACGCCUUGCAUACAGUGAAUAUCCAGAUGACUCUUUAGAUUUAGAUCCAUCCAUGCUGGAUUCAAUUUGGAAACCUGAUUUGUUCUUUGCUAAUGAAAAAGGUGCCAACUUUCAUGAAGUUACAACAGAUAAUAAAUUGUUGCGGAUUUUCAAAAAUGGAAAUGUACUUUAUUCCAUCAGGUUGACUUUAAUACUGUCCUGUCCGAUGGAUCUCAAAAAUUUUCCAAUGGAUGUGCAAACAUGUAUAAUGCAGCUGGAAAGCUUUGGAUAUACAAUGAAUGAUCUCAUUUUUGAGUGGCAAGAAAAGGGAGCAGUUCAAGUAGCAGAAGGUCUCACUCUGCCACAGUUUCUGUUGAAAGAAGAAAAGGAUUUAUGUUACUGCACCAAGCAUUAUAAUACAGGAAAGUUUACAUGUAUUGAAGUCCGAUUUCACCUUGAGAGACAGAUGGGUUACUAUCUCAUCCAGAUGUACAUACCAAGUCUAUUGAUUGUGAUUCUCUCCUGGGUGUCAUUUUGGAUCAAUAUGGAUGCAGCUCCAGCCAGAGUGGCUUUAGGCAUAACAACUGUGCUGACCAUGACAACACAAAGCUCAGGUUCACGAGCAUCUCUUCCAAAGGUGUCAUAUGUCAAAGCCAUUGACAUCUGGAUGGCAGUGUGUCUGCUGUUUGUAUUUUCUGCACUUCUGGAGUAUGCAGCUGUAAACUUUGUGUCAAGGCAGCAUAAAGAACUUCUGCGCUUCCGCCGCAAAAGGAAGAAGAGCAAGUAUUUUGAGGGAAUUCUUGAUGGAAAUGAAAUCAGUGAAUCAUUACAGCAUAGCAAUGGCUUGAGAUGUACAGGACCUAUAGACGGGACUUUGCCUCAAAUCUACAGUACAAAUUUAAGGGAUGAUGAUGCACGUGAAAGUCAGUUUAGCUUUACAGCAUAUGGAGUGGGCCCAUGCGUGCAAGCAAAAGAUGGAAUGACACAAAAGGGGCCAAAUAAUCCUGUUCAAGCUGUACCAAAAAGCCCUGAUGAGAUGAGAAAGGUAUUCAUUGACCGGGCCAAGAAAAUAGACACAAUAUCCAGAGCUUGUUUCCCGUUAGCCUUUCUGAUUUUCAACAUUUUUUAUUGGGUAAUUUACAAAAUCAUCAGGCAUGAGGACAUUCACCAAUAACAAGACUAAGGCUUGCAAUACAUAAAGAUCUGGCUGUCACACUCGACCAGAAGCUUUUUUUUAGAAAUGCACAUCAGAGGAGUGACUGGAAGAGUUAAAAACACUGAGGUGGUGAAAAAAGAUCCUGCGUGGACUUCAAUGACCAGGAUGGAAGAAUGACACCCAGAAAAGAUACACCUGCUAUUGCAAACUUUCCUUGUAAAGCUAAAUAUUAACAAAUUUUUCAUUGUAAAUCACUCUCUACUGAACCUUUACUGCCAAGUAUUGAUACAUACUGUUACACAGUGGUAUAACUGUACAGUACUCUCUGAUGUUCCUUAAUUUUUUUUUUUUAAUUCUGAUGUAUUUUUAAUUUUAAAAAUGGUUCCUGAGUACCCUAGGUAAAUCUCACAGUAUUACAGAAUAGAUUAGUGUUUGUAACCUUGAUUUCAAUUUUACAAUAUAAUGACAAAUUACUGAUUGGAGAAAACAAUUUAAAGGACUUGAUCUAGUCUUAAGGACAGUACUGGUGGUUUUGCAAUGAAUAUAUUUGAGUCAUAUUUAAGUCAUAUAAUUUACUAAAUGUAUAUUACUGUUCCCGUUUGUUGAAAUAGUCUCUGUCAGCACAAAGUAUACAGCCUAAUAGUCUGCCUAUCCAAUGAGAAAUAUAUUAAAAUUUGUAAGGUAUUGACUCCUGCAAAGGAUUUUUUUUCCUUUUAAUUACUCACACUUUGAUAAUUGAAACAUAUUUUUUAAUAUUUUUUAUAUUUUAAGGGUUUUUUUCCUCAAUUCAUAAAACUCAUGCAGCUAGUGAAAUAGACAAACUACAUCAAAAUUUUGCAAUACUUCACUUUGAUUCAAUGCAAAGAGAUCUUGGACCAAAACUGAAAGCAAGUAGUGAACUCCACUGAAGCAUUUGGAGGAUGAACACAGUUAUGUUUAUGCACAUUCAUCUCCUACAUGUUACAUAAAUAUAGGAAGCUUAAUUUAUGAAUAUAUCAAGUUUUCUGACUCAUGCUUUGAAGUUUAUUGAUAUAACUUAGAUAUUACUUAAGAAGCACUUUACAACUUUGGAGAAACAUGAAGCUCAUCUAAAACAUAAAAAAGGAUCUGGAUGGUCUUUUAUAUUUACUGUAUUUCACAUUAAUAAAUAGGAGAACAACCAUUAAAAUUCUUAGAAAAAUCUUCCCUGUUUAGGUUUAAAUAAGUCAUUUUAGUUGCUUCUUUGAAUUGUAACACCAUAGAUCAAUCUUGUCUAUUGGAAAACAAAACUAUGCUAAGAUAUGAAAAUGCAUCAUUUAGAAUUAUUAGAUACUCUAAGUCCAGUAGCUGAGGCUGAUUCUCAUUGCAAAAUAUUUUUAUUUUGAACAGGUUUAAAAUUUUUGGUUUGUUGUUUAUCAGAAUGUGUAUACAAAAGCAAAAUCAGCUGGAAACAAACAUCUGUUGCACUGCCAAAGGCAUGGUGCAUACGAAGAAGCAGUAGCAAUGUAACUCUGCACUGAGUAAUAUAGCAACCUUGGCUUUGGUUUGUUAUUGUUUUCCUCCAAAGAUUACUUAGAGAGAUUCUUUUAUAGUUUUACUUCACUUAUGAUCUAAAAUUAAUUCAAUUUACUUAAAUUAUUUUUUUUCUUGCUGAGAUGGUGUCUGCUUUUUGUUGAUCUAUUUAUGUGCAUGUUCCAAAAUAUCAUGUUCACUUAUGAAGGUGCUCCUCUGUGUGAGGAGGUGUCAUGAACUAAUGGUUGAUAUUUCGGUUGAGUUAUAUUCACCUCUCUCAAAUGUCAUUAACUGUAUUGUAUGAAAAGGGAUGUUAAUUUGCUUCUAUUAGUAGCAAAGUCAACAGUAUUUUGUUUAAGGGCUGUUUUCAAAUGCACAUAACUUUUGGCAUAUCAUUCUGCUGCCCUCAGGUGAGUAAAGAUGUUCUAUUUUGAUAUAAUGGAACCAAGAUCUCUCCUGAACUGGUUUUAUGGGUUGGUUUUUUUCUCUUACUUUUGCCAAGGUAACAGAGGCCUCCGCAGUCCACUAAUAAUGUGUUUUUCAAAAGAAAUAAUAACUUAAAAUUCAAUUUUCACUUAGAUUAUUCCCAAAUGACUUAGUGUAAAGGCACAUGGUAAAGAAAGAGAGAAAUGUCAUUUGAGAUGAUAAGAAACUUCAAGGCACAAACGCCUGCUGUUCACCACUGACUAGGGGAAAAGUCCAAAACUGCCAGCUGGCAUGCCAGCCCUCUUUACAAAGCUAGAAUCAAUAGCUACAGACAUCAGCUAAGAUUAGUGUGGGAGUUGAUUCUUUUGUAACUUUAUAGUGAAGCAGCAGAGAAUACUAUUAAGAUGCAAGAAUUGAAGGUACUCUGCGGUGUUUGUCAGGCUGCAGUAUUCGUGCUACAGUCCCAUGAAAGAGACAGUGGAGAAGCAGAAAAAUAGUUAUCAAGGAAAUAAUGCUUGAGGCAGAUGGUAUCUAGCAGGGGUCCAUCCACAUAUAAAUAAGAAUCCAUUAAUUAGGCUGAAGUAGAUAGCCACCUCAUUUCACUAUCACUGGACCAGGCCUGAGUACAAGUCCUUAGCAAACAACAAGGCUUCUUUUAAGCACAACCCCUGUAUGAAAGGCUCAUGUAGCUUUGUCCAAAGUCAUUAUUCACCACAGGUGCAGACCCUGUAGUUCUCAGGUCAUGUUUUUGUGGUCUCUGUAGUCCAGCCCUGUACUUUCAAAAUAAAAUACUGAUACUAGAAGGACAUUGGAACACAAUGAAAAGAGAGGGAGGCACCAUAGGAUCUGGAGGAAUACCCCAAUAACACAGCUACUAAAGAACUGGCACAGUCACUUCAAAGGGAAAAAAGGAAGGAUGAGACAUCCUUAUUAUUUUUCCCAGUCUCACAGUAUCCUUGCCAUAGGUACAACUGUUCAGGCAGGAGCAGUAGCUGCAGGGAGAAACAGUUUAUAUCAACUGCUACAAAGUAUAUAUUGUUUUCUGAGAGCAGUUUCUACCUGUGCAGAUUGACUUCCUCACCAUCCGCUUUCCUAAUGUAAAGAGAAGCAAAAUAGGAAGGAACAGGAUGAAAAGUGUGGGCUGUGCAUAGCAUAACAGGGGUCACAGGAAGAGAGAAAUCCCAAAGCAGAGCCGGGAACCUCUCAUAUGAUUGUCUUUUCUUCCUCUACUAAAAAGAGAUGUGGCCCAAUCCGUGUCACCCCUCAUAAUGCCAAAAACUCCAGGACUGAGAGAGGAUAAGAAAGGUCCCUUUGAGGUGAGUAGAAUUACUGAACUACCACAGUACCAAACUCCUGCUUAAAUUCGAAACAGCAAAAGGCAUUUUAUUUUUAAAAUUAUAUUCAAAUACCAACACAAUGCGCUCUCAUUGUUAGAGGAAUGGCUUUUUUUCUCUAUAAUGCUAACAAACUAUAGGAGGCUUGAAGGUGUUUUACUAUUUGGAAUUCAGCUAUUUUCUAAAGAAUCAUUUGUAGUGUCUGAGGGGUGAUUCUGUUUACUCACUAGACAGACAUUUAGGUGAUUUAGAUGUGCACUUUACAUUUAUGGAGUAAGGUAUUGCUUCCACUUUUUGUAUUAAUCCCUUACAGAACUGUAGGCUGAUAAUGUAGAUAAAAAUAGAAUAUAAUAAACUGUACAAAACCUUAUAUUUUUAACAGUAGGAAAAAAUAGAAAGUCUUCCUUAACCUUGGGGGGGGAAAAAGUAUUAUUUGUAGCAAUAAUUUUAUAUUAGAUGGAAAUAAAUUUAUUUAUACCAUUUCCAGCCCAAGCUAACAUGGUUGGCUGGAAAAGAUGUACUUUUGUGUAACUUCUGCUCUCAUUUGAGCUAUUAUAGGAAUUAAUCUAAUCCAACAGAGAAGAAUUUGGCCUUAAACUGUGAAACUGCUAAAUGAGCUCAUAGUGCUUACAGUACACCUGUGAGAUAAUAAAAUAACUUUAUCCACAUCUUACUGCACAAUCAUAUGGCUAUUUAGAUGACAAUUAUAUCAGACCUUCACAGCUCUUUUCCUUUUUGAGACAACUAAGAAGAAAAAUACAAUUCACAAACCAGACUACUUGUUAAUAAUAAAAUGAGUAUUCUGUUUUGGAGUGGUUAUGGAAAAGGUGUCUUCAGGCAACACACAUCACCUACAGUAAUUACUGAAGUACUAUCAAUUUGGAAGGCUUGUGGAAGCAGGUUAGAUUGCUAGAAACAGUGGGUUAAUGCCAGAAAAAAUGUUGGCUCAUCCUGUAUUCUUGACAUUCUGAAAUAUUACUGCACUUCUUCACUUUCAUCUUUGUGAAAUAUGCAAGAAACGUUUCUUAUGUUUGUAUUUUAAUGGAUGACAGAGUGAUACUAACAGAUGAAAUGGACUAAAGUAGCUACUGAUGCUCCAUGAAUGUGGAAUUGUGAGUUGUAUAAAAAGAAAUUGCACCAUAAGCUUUUGACAUAAAGGUUUAACAUAAUAUACAGUAUUUUGUGUGUUAGUGAUCCUGGCUUUUUAAAGGUUACAGCAAGAAAAAAGAAAAAUUUAUAUGAUAGUGUAUUAAUAACUUGUCUGUGAGUUUUCAAAAUAUUCUCCGUGAGUUCUGUCUGAUGGCAAUUUCAUCUCAAAGUACUUCCUUUUUGGUAAAAAUCUAUAAAUGUGUCGUGCAUGGUUUUAAUUAGAUUCCUUUUUGCUGUAUUACAGUAUCAUAUUGCACUUAAGCUGACAUUCUCUGCAGACAGAAGUGUUAAAAAUGUGAAAUUUAUGGUAACACCAGUAUCAUUGUAGAUAUUUUGUUCAAA
Lepidothrix coronata (blue-crowned manakin) is the source of this 6236-nucleotide messenger RNA. RefSeq names its product glycine receptor alpha 3 (gene GLRA3). Gene Ontology annotation, molecular function: transmembrane signaling receptor activity; glycine binding; transmitter-gated monoatomic ion channel activity. Bases 1 to 1512 code for a protein of 503 amino acids. The transcript is spliced from 10 exons. Lineage: Eukaryota; Metazoa; Chordata; Aves; Passeriformes; Pipridae. The record is from RefSeq and is a predicted model, not a curated record. Gene Ontology annotation, biological process: regulation of membrane potential; nervous system process; chloride transmembrane transport. Gene Ontology annotation, cellular component: neuron projection; postsynaptic membrane; synapse.